AUGGCAACACAAGUACUUACGAAAUUUCAAUCGGUAGAGCUCCAGCCUGUCAGUGGCCUCCUUGGAUCAGCACCAGCUGAAGCGUUGCAUGAUGCUUCGAGGGACUCUUCGCCCGCCACACCAGAAGAGGAUCGUGAAACGCCCAUCAUCCGCUCGAAAGCUCGAGCUACUUUCGUUGUUGCGCAACUCUUGGGCUUGAAUCUCUUCAGCAGCUUCUGCAAUGGCGUCGUCGUUGUCGGCCUACCAGCCAUGGCGGCCUCAUUACAUAUCAACGAAGGACUUCUUGUUUGGCCUACUUCUGUCUUCUACCUCACUGCAGGUUCCUGUUUGUUACUGGCUGGCUCUAUCACUGACGUGAUAGGCACCAAAACCAUGAGUUUGAUAGGAGCCUUCACUGCCGCCAUCUCCGCGAUGGCCUGCGGCUUGGCCCAAACCGGUGGCCAAUUAAUUGCCUUUCGUGCCUUGCAGGGUAUCACGAACGCCAUCAUUGUUCCCUCGUCCAUAUCUAUUAUUUCAACCAGCUUAGAGGAAGGAAGGCCGCGCAACCUAGGUUUCGCGUGCUUGGGUUUCGCUGGUCCGAUCGGAUUCUCUCUUGGGCUCGUCCUUGGCGGCGUCUUUGCUGAUAGCACCGGCUGGAGGGCCGCAUUUUAUCUUGCCGCAGCCACUACUUUUGCUUUAUUCUUAGUUGGUAUUUGGACGUUGCCGAAGGUUGUUGUCCGUCUUAGAAAGUCGGUUUGGUCUACAAUUCUGAGAGAGGUUGACAUCAUCGGGGCUUUCAUUGGGACUGCAAGUUUGGCGAUGCUGUCCUAUGUUCUAGCGUACAGAUCCCUCUCCGGUUUACCAUUCCUCGGCGUAGCUAAUGCAGGGUUUCAGAAUCUUGUCUGCCAAUAUCCAGAAUAUUCAUAA
Trichoderma aggressivum f. europaeum is the source of this 906-nucleotide messenger RNA. RefSeq lists its product as uncharacterized. Gene Ontology annotation, biological process: transmembrane transport. The record is from RefSeq and is a predicted model, not a curated record. The transcript has a single exon. Gene Ontology annotation, cellular component: membrane. Gene Ontology annotation, molecular function: transmembrane transporter activity. Lineage: Eukaryota; Fungi; Ascomycota; Sordariomycetes; Hypocreales; Hypocreaceae. Bases 1 to 906 code for a protein of 301 amino acids.